GUAAUUUGAGGGGGGGGCGAAGGUGGCUGCUAAGCUGUGUGAGGCGAGUGGAAAAAAAAAAAAAUACAAUAAACACCAAAAUUACAAACACGAUGGGAAGUAGGCGGGUUUGGCUUCGCCUGAAGUACUUUCUCGCUUUGUUUCAAAUGGGCCAAAUAUUGAGAAGGCUUGAGGAAAAAAUACGUUGCUAAGGGUAAGCAAGUUACCGCCUGCGUGUAGGAGAUUACAAUGAGUGCACCAAAUAAAGCGAUAGAACUACAGCUGCAAAUGAAGCAAAAUGCUGAAGAGCUGCAGGAUUUUAUGAGAGAGUUGGAGAGCUGGGAAAAAGAUAUUAAAGAAGUGGAUUCUGAACUAAGGAAGCAGAGUGGUGUCCCAGAAGAGAACUUGCCACCAAUUCGAAACAGGGCUUUUAAGAAAAAGAAGAAAAGCAAAAGUAAAGUCCCUUCAAAGAUAACCACCGAGGAAAACAAGAAAAACAAGAUCAAGUCUUAUGAUUAUGAAGCAUGGGGAAAACUUGAUGUGGAUAAAAUACUUGAAGAACUUGAUAAAGAAGAUAGUACACAUGAUUCUGUAUCUCCAGAAUCAGACUCUGAGGAAGAUGGAAUCCGUAUAGAUGCAGAAAAAGCUCUUGCAGAGAAAGAAAAGGGUAAUAACUACUUUAAACAAGGGAACUUUGAUGAAGCUAUAAAAUGCUACACUAGAGGCAUGCAUUCUGAUCCAUACAAUCCAGUGUUGCCCACAAACAGAGCAUCGGCUUUUUAUAGAAUGAAAAAGUAUUCUGUUGCAGAAUCUGACUGCAAUUUAGCACUUGCUUUAGAUAAAAAUUACACAAAGGCUUAUGCCAGAAGAGGGGCUGCUCGCUUUGCUUUGAAAAAUCUUCAAGGUGCUAAAGAAGAUUAUGAAAAAGUUUUAGAGCUGGAUGCAAACAACUUUGAAGCAAAAAGUGAACUGAAGAAAAUUGAUCAGGCUCUGUCAUCAAAAGAAAGUUCAGAACAGAAAGAGUUAGAAGUUGCGGUCAGACCAGAAUUAACGGACGAAGAGAAGCAGCGCAUUGAAGACCAGCAGCUCAAGCAGAAGGCUAUUACAGAGAAAGAUCUGGGUAAUGGUUAUUUCAAAGAAGGAAAGUAUGAGACUGCAAUAGACUGUUAUACCCGUGGUAUAGCAGCAGAUGGCACCAAUGCGCUUCUGCCAGCUAACAGAGCCAUGGCCUAUCUAAAGAUUGAAAAAUAUGAAGAGGCAGAAAAUGACUGUACACAAGCUCUGCUCUUAGAUGCCUCCUAUUCUAAAGCCUUUGCCAGAAGAGGAGCUGCCAGAGUUGCUCUUGGAAAGCUAAAAGAAGCUAUGCAAGAUUUUGAAGCUGUUUUGAAGCUGGAACCUGGAAAUAAACAAGCAAUAAAUGAACUCACUAAAAUAAGGAAUAAAUUAGCUGAGAAAGAACAGUGGACUCAUCAAGAAUAUCCUGCAAUAUUGAUAAAAGAAACAGAAAUAAAAAAUAUAGUGAAACUGAUUGAUAAUCCAUUACACCUGAAAUCAACAAAGCCUUUGCAAAGAAUAGCCAUUGAAGAAAUUGAUGAUGACACACCAAACAGUGAUUUGCCCAGCACUACUUCUUUAGUCAAUAACUGGAGGAAUUCAAUGAGUGUUGAAGCAACAGAGAAUCUAGAUCAGGAUGAUCAGUUGACUACAACGGACAUUCCAAAAGCAAAGCACUUGAAAAUAGAAGAAAUCAGUGAUACAUCACCAUUACAGCUUCCUGCUAGUGUGAAAGGAAUUUCAUCAAUGUUGCAUCCAUCUUUCCCUGUGAACAAACAGAGAGAAAAAGAAAUCAAAAGGUCAUUUACAUCUGCUUCUCCAGUCCCUGCCAUUCCUGCAAAUUCUUUCCAGCUUGAGUCUGACUUCAGGAAGUUGAAAGACUGCCCAGAAAAUAUGUACUUGUACCUGAAGCAAAUAGAGCCUUCACUUUAUCCAAAACUGUUCCAGAAAUCCUUAGAUCCAGACUUGUUUAACCAGAUACUGAAAAUUCUACAUGAUUUCUACAUUGAGAAAGAGGAGCCAUCUCUCAUCCUUGAAAUCCUCCAGAAGCUAUCUGAAUUAAAAAGAUUCGAUAUGGCAGUAAUGUUUAUGUCGGGCUCAGAGAAAAAAAUUACACAGGUAUUGUUCAAUCAUGUGAACCACAUGGGAUUGAAAGAUACUUCUGUUGAAGAAUUGGAGAAGAAAUAUGGCAUUUUCUCCUAGUGAGGUGACUGAUGUAAAUUUCUGUUUCCGUACUUCUUUUGUGUGGAAAUCAGCUGAAGAAGCCUGUAAGGACUGGAAUUUUGUUUCUUUUGUAUAAGUAAUGAAACUCUUAAACUUGGUUUAGCCAAAUGGCAGGUGCCUGAAGAGAUAAUUAUUUACUUCUGCAGGUACAUUUGCUUUCCAGCACCUGAAACAAUACAGAUGUACAUUGUCUUCAGUGGAAUCUGUUUGCCUAAAAAACAAUUGGGCAGAUUGGCAUUCAGGAUUGGGACUGUAGAUAGAGAUCUUUAUUAAAAGGAAAAAAAAAAUUAUUUAUAAACAUGUCUUUGGUAAGAAUCAAAUGGUGUAUAUUACAAAUGUGCGCGUUUUUUAUUUUAGAAAAUAAACUGAAUGUUGAAUUAAAGAUACUAAAUUUUUAAGGAUUUUUUUUUUUAUUAAGGUGCCAAAGUUAUUCUUCUCUAAGGAUACACCACAUCAGAAUAUGUAAUGUGCAAAGUAAACCUGAGGUAUGAUGGCCAAAAAAUUCCAGAAUUCUUUUGCUUGAGUUUACCCAAAAGCUGAGUUUUAGCAUUGACAGCUGAGGUAUUCCUGUGAACCUCAACUGUAAUUGCAGAAUAGAAGGAAGCCAAAUACUGUAGGAUGAAACUAAAAGUAUAGGGGAAAAUCACUUUUUGUUUUCUUCGGAGAGUACUUUUAAAAUAUUCUGAUGAAACUUAUCUUUUUGGGUCAGUUGUUCCUAACCAGGUAAAGCCCUCAAGAAGCCUCAGGAAGGUGAGCAGAAUACCUUUCCAGUAUGAAGAAGGCAAAGGCAUGAAAUCACCUGAAAUUUUUAGAUGAGACAGGAAAUAGCAGUAGGCAUAAUAAACUAUUCAUACUGUUCACGUGACCAGAAGAAGGAAAUAACAGCACUUGUGAAGUACACUGUAAGACUUAACUGUAGUAUCCAAGUAGCAGCAUCUAAAAAUUUGCUUGUGUCUCUAGGCUUGACUGCUGUCUCUCUCAUCCUGCUCAUACUAAUAUUCUGUCAGCUUGCUUUCAUCCUGAUUCAGCCCUUGUGCUUUACUGAUGCUUCUCUGACUGUGGAAGCCUUCUGACAUUAGUGCUUUUGUUUUGGUAGUUGUGCUCUUUUUCAGAGGAAUGAUUAAACAGCUAUAGCAUUCAAAAAGACUUCAAACUUCCAAUAUGGAUUAAUAGGAAAAGGUAUGAAUGUUAUCUUCUAUGUAGUCAGUAUUAGAAAACUAAUUUUAAAACAUUUGCAGCUGUGUAAUAUCCUAGUUCAGAUAUAAUCUGGUUAAAAAAAAAAAAAAGUAACUGAGCUACAUCCUUGGGCUGAGUAGCAACUGGCAUGAAUGGAGCACUAGAUCCCUAAGGUAGCUUCCAAUUAGAAACUGGAACUGAGCACUAGGAGAAUAGUCAGCAUUAUUGGGGAAAUGGAAGAGCCUUUAUGUAACACUGCUUGCAGCUUACCUACAAUAUGAACUGUUAUUACUAGGUGUGUCCCAAGUUACUUCAUAACUGGCUAUUUCUUCCCCUUGUUGUAAAGCACUUCUGAUAAUGUAUCAGGGAUACUCCUGUCACUAAUAGAAGCGGGGGGUGUAGUUACUGAAGUAAUUUUAUACACCUUUGUAGAUACAUCAUACCUUCUUAUGGACUGUUAUGAGUUGUUCAGUGUAGAGCAGAGGUGUAUGCCUGACUAGGUGAUACUAAUCGAGCAUUUGGUGCUUUCUCAGAAGCUGCUUCUUGAAGGCUGUUGGAUGAAAACAUGUGAUUGUAACGUGGAUCCUUGACAGUAAAAGCAAGAUGAUAGCAGAAGGGUUUGACACCUGUAGGCCAAGAGUCACCUACAACUCCAUCCAGGCUGCUAUGCUUUUAAUGAGAAUAGGCUGGUCCCAAUCUUGCUUUUACAGAGACUUCUGUUCAGGAUUUGUAUGUGGUAAGGAGGGCUGUUUGAAAGGAAUCUGUUCAAGCAUGUAGAAUGUGGUGAGGUAGGUGGGUAGAUCUGGUUCAUGUUGCUACUGAACUUAGGCCACCAAGAUUUAUCUUGCAAGCAGUAUGCUACUGUAGCCUUUUGAUGUAUUUCUAAAGGCAACAUCUGAUGGUGACUUGCUAAGUCCCUGAGGUUACUUUUCAGUGCAUAGAAAACAAUGCAAGAUGGAGAGCAGAACGCAGGCAGGCAGAGAACUGCAAGCUUCACUUGCUCCAGGAGAUGGCAGUGUUUUUCCCUUCUAAAUUGUUAAAGCUUGCCAGAACUCCGAAUUGAUGAGUUUAAUGAAACAUGGAGAAGAUUCGUAGAUCUGAAGUAAGUCAAGAAUUCUUUCUGGGGGGAGAAGGGGAUUUUUUUUGUUCUUUUUUUAAAUCCAACACUCUCUCAGUCGUUAUAUCCCUAUUGUGUCAGGGGAAAAAAGUCUGAGGUAAAUAGUGUGAGGCAAUUAAACAGUAUGGAAUACUUUAUAGCCCUUUGCUAUGUUAUGGCAUUCAAAUUGUCAAAAAUCUGAGGUCAUGUUUGCUGCAGCGACUGAUUCAGACUUGAGUUUUGAAUGAUUCCAUUACUUACCAGUAUUAAAUGUUAUAUUUUUCUAGACAACUUAACUCAUCAAGAUCAUUUUUUAAUUUGAAUAUUGUCCUCCAGUAGAUCUGGGAGACACUCAAACUCCAUGUUGUCUAUUGAUUUCAUCAUCUAGAUUGUUAGAAUAUCAAUGGAACUGAUCCUAGAACAUAAUUCUGCAGAAUAUUCUUACAGCUUUCUGUUUUGACAGUAGACUGUGACUUUAUUUUUUUUCCUUUCUGAUAACUCUAGCUAGCUCUGCGUUCAUACAGUAAUAGUUUAAUGUGAGUUGUGUUUGUCUUAUGAGAAUGUCCUGUGAUAGUCAGAUGUCAAGAUAAAGAUACUUCAUCUACUGCUUUGUCACUACACUACUGUGGAAGAAAGGAUUUUAAUGUGACUUAUUCUUGCCUGACUUGUGUCAGUUACUGUGGAAAGCAUAAACAAAUGUAGUUUGAGUACUUGUUCCAAAAUAUUUUUUAGAAUUAAAAAUUAAUGGUCUUGACUUUGGUCAGGAAGUUUUUGCUGCUUCUCCUUGUCUUUCUGUUUAAAAAUAGGCAUUUCAGCUUGCCAAUUCUCAAAUAUAACUAAUAUUACUAGUGGUUUUGAGGCUACUUUCUAACAUAUCAUUAAUAUAAGAUUAACAUACCAAUAUUUGACAUACCUUAUAGAGAAGUCUUUGGGGCCCUGAGAACCUGUGAACAUCGAACUUCAAGAAACCUACAUUCUAACCCAUUCUUUUUUUUGCUAGGCAGAGAUCUUCCUUUGUCAAUGAUGUGACUACAGUUGCUUGCAGUUGCCAUCACUGGGGAAUACUACAGUGAAAACAGCUGUUGAACAGUUCAUUUCUAAUGUCAUCAGCUGUCAGUUGUUUUUCUUCCACCUUGCAUAACUAACACUUCCCUUGUUUUUCUUUUAAUGCAGGUGCAUUUACAUUGCAGUCUCUUCUUACUCUUGUCAACUGCUGCUUAUUUUGUUUUCCUCUUUCAGUUCUGAUAUGGUCCCAGUGUUCUCUUGUUGGUCCUACUUAAUUCUUAAAUAACCUGUCCUCGUUUCCAUUACUUGCGUGCUUUUCUCUUCCGAGAUCGUCGAAGAGCUCUUUGUUGGUCAGGUUGGUCCCUUUUUACACUUCCUAUCCUUUUUUCUGUUGGCAUAAUUUUAGCUCGUUGUCUUGAUACCAUUUGUUUGGGAACUGCCAGGUCUGUACCCUUUUCCGCCCUUAGAUUUUCCUCCCGUGAAACUUUACUGGGCAGUGUUAGAACAGAGGAAGAAGUAGAGAGAAUAGAGAGAAGUGCAUGAAGUUUUCAAAGUUGCGUUUAGGUGCUCUGAUGUCUAGGCAGCUUGAGAUUGCUCUACUGUCAGUAUUAGAAACUAAGAAUUUGGGGCAUUAAGUAUACAUCCUCUUUCCUCUCCCUCGCCUAUGUCCCACCUGAUAGUAACUGUAAGCCAAGGAGACUAUACCAGUCUUCUGCCACUAGGGUUCUUUUUUUUCUUUCAGUAAAUUAGUGCUUUUCUAGGGAUAGCAAGAAGGGCUUUAAUAAAAGCAGAGGGAUGUAACAUUUGUUGACUCUCACUUCUCCCCAGAUAAGAUUCACCUUGUAGCUUUUCUUUUGUAGCAGCUGUCAAUCACACUCUAUUUUUCUUUCUUGGAUCUUACAGACCCAAUGGUGUUCUGAACUGCAUUGUAUCACUGCUGCCUUUGCAUGAUGCUUUAGUAACUUCCUUAAGGUGUAUUUCCAAGGGUUGUGUUAUUCAGAGGAUAUAAUUACCCUCCAAAAACCUUUAUUGAUUGUCCUUGAGAGAGCAGGAAACUAGCCUAACCUCUCAGGAACAUGUCCUAAGUUUGAAUCUAGUCUUCAUUUAAUAUUAGCAGGUACAAGUCUGCCAAAGGACCCGGAAUUGCAUUAGUGAUUAAUCUGACCUUAUCUGCUUUGCUGGUUAGGCUUAGGGAAAAUAAAACUUUUGGAAUAAAAGGCGAAAUUGUAUUUUUCACUGUUGUCACAUCUCUUAAGUAUGCAGUUCAGCCUGAUUGCAGCAGUGAAGUUGUGUGGGUUUUAUGCAUCUGUCUGUUCCUUUUUCUUUGUACUAUUUCACAUGAACCGUUUGUAUCAGAUCUUUCUCAUUACAUCUGUCACCAUGUGCCGACUCCCUCUCUCUGAAUUUCAGUCUUCCUUUUCACUGUGCCCUCUCUGUUUUCCAUCAUGUUCCAAACAUUGUAUUCUCCACUGCCUUCCCCCUCCUGCCAUUAGCUGCAAGCAGCUCAGCCUCUAAAAGUGUCAUUUGAAUGCUCCUUCUAGUUUUCUAAAAAUUUCUGCUCAAGGCUCUUUGUUUCUGAAAGCUCCUUCAAACAGCUCCACUUCUUCAGGCUCCAUUUUGUAGGAAUAUUCCACUCUAAUGUCUGGCUUUAUAAACUGAAGCGAGUACAGCGUAGAAACCAAGGGAAUUCCUUUUUCUUUUUUCUUUUAAAUUUUUUCUCCUUGCUUCCUAUUCAAGUUGUUGCAGCAUUCAGUUGUGGUUGGAUACACUGGAGUCUUCUGCUUUCUUAAUAGUAGCAGGAAGUAGUGUUUGCUUUCCAGACUUCAUCUUCAAACUUCAGACUUCCCAAUCUCUCUUCCAACAGUUGUUCCAUUAAUAAAGUUUAAGGUGGCAGGGUAAAAGAUAAAUUGGAUUCCUUGUUCCUUCAUACUAAAUAAGUCUACCUGGGUUUUAAAGCAAGAAAUGUACAGUUAGCACAAAUACUGAUUACAUUAACCAACAACUGAGUAUAUGAAAGUCUUCCUUGUCCUGAUGCCUGAUGAGAUAGGACAGAUUAAUGUUCUGUAUAAACUAUUAAAGUCCUGUUUUGUGGCUACAUACUUGGGCAGGUCUGCCACAAUGAGCUGAGCAGCAGAUCAGAGUCUAAGUGAGGAAACCCACAAAAAGACCCAAAUAAACAAAAAACAAACAAACAAAAAAACCCCAGAUUUUUUGCUUGUAUGUGUAUUAGAGGGAUGACUGCUUGUAAUUCAGGUUGCAAGGGCAUGUACUUGGAGGCAGCUUCCUCCCUAAAGAAUUGGCAGACUGUAUGAGUAUUGCCAAAAAGCAGAGAAGGAUUAAAUGGUUGAUUUGCCCAGCUGUGAUUGUGAUAGGAGAAUAGUAUCUGACUCCUUAAGUUGAAAUCUGGUGUCUUUCUGGCUACACCAGGCUGAGUACUCAGCUUGACAAGUGGUGCUUGAACUUGGUUUCUAACAAAUUGCUACCACUUUUGGAAAAAUAGGGAACAGUUUGCUGUCUUCAGAAAAGUGUACUCCACAGUCUUUGUUGGGAAGUGGAAAUGCUGCCAACUUUUUCUAAAAUAGCCUGAAGUUCAGAUUGUUCAAAUAGGAAGUAAUGAGCUACUGCUGUAUGCCAAAGCCUAUGUUUGUAACGCUAUGUAGCACAUGAGCCUUGAGGACUCCCAAUUCUGACCUUGGUGUCAAGAUUUCUUUGCAUUUUGUGAUUGGAUUCUGGUGGUUGUGAAAAUUAGCAAGGCUAUUACAGGGUUACAUCUUAUUAAAUGCAUUAUUUAAGUGAAAAUGUGCGUGUUUUCAACAGAUGGGUAAAAACAUUUUAGGGAAUAUUUUCCGUACAAUCUGUAACAAAGAAAGGACAUUAAAUAAAUACUUAAGAAUUUGCCAGA
This is a messenger RNA of Harpia harpyja (harpy eagle), 8435 nucleotides long. RefSeq names its product RNA polymerase II associated protein 3 (gene RPAP3). The record is from RefSeq and is a predicted model, not a curated record. The coding region runs from base 229 to 2235 and encodes 668 amino acids. The transcript has 17 exons. Gene Ontology annotation, molecular function: protein binding. NCBI's taxonomy places the organism in Eukaryota, Metazoa, Chordata, Aves, Accipitriformes, Accipitridae.